Messenger RNA from Microdochium trichocladiopsis, 1203 nucleotides. RefSeq lists its product as uncharacterized. NCBI's taxonomy places the organism in Eukaryota, Fungi, Ascomycota, Sordariomycetes, Xylariales, Microdochiaceae. Bases 161 to 1162 code for a protein of 333 amino acids. The transcript has 3 exons. The record is from RefSeq and is a predicted model, not a curated record.
CCUGCAGCCGUCCAAUGGUGAAGCGCGUCAAUUCACGACACGUUAUAAAGCUGCGAUGCUAUCCAGGAUUGAAGCGGUGGCUGGAUCAAUGCCUCGUGGCUUGGACAAACAUGAUCGAUAUACUGCCCGCUUAUGAAGAGAAGGCAUACAAGGCCCAGCCAUGGCACCAAGCUCCCAUUUCGGCCAGUCGUCAUACAGCCAUGAUCGGCACAACAAACGAUCAAAGUCAUCCAGACAUCCGUCAAAGCCCAGGGUCGAUCUUGUCCACCGUGAACACUCCGGUGCCGUUGACUUUUUGUUCGCGGUCAUCGAGCUGGGUGUGUCGGAUGGCUAUAUUGUGAAUCCAUUACACGAUACCUGGGGAAACCCACUGCCCCCAUCGGUGAAAGAAGAGUUUACACACAGUUGGGGGGAACCACAGGUAUAUCGCUACAAAGAUGGGGACGUCUUCGAGGCAUCAGACUAUGCUUGGCGACGUGGAGCAAACAACAAUCUUGAUGAAGAUGUCCUGGUUUACAGAUUCACGUCUGAUCGCUCAGGCUCUGAAGCAGGCCCAGUCUAUUGCGAAAGUUACGGAACAGGAUGGACUCUCUUCAACUGUGGCCCAUUCGUGCCCGCGGUCGUAGCUCACACAGACGUGACUAACUGCACAAUGGUGGAGCUAGGGAACGUUCUCGACCCAGCAUCUGAUGCUUAUUACAACGCCUGGGGGUCACUUAGACUUGAGAUAGACGGGCCGAUAACUCGCGUUGGUACGUCUGCGGACUCACCCAAGCACAUAGCCCCUCCUGCAAGCUGGAUUCCAAGCAUUGUGCCAGAGCCAUAUCGAAGCACCGAUCCUCGUAGCCCCCCUGAAGGGGGUCGUGGGCUUGGUGGCCAGUUCGGAAUCAUUAUUGGACUCAUGGCGCUCGGUCAAGCUCCAGGGCGGUUACGAGAGGCGUUUACGACUACCUGGAGGGGCUACCGUUGGCUGGCCCGACGGGACGACUUGGCUUUCACAGGCUUCCCACGCGGGGUGCUUGUUCACAUAGCGGUUGAUCCAACACGCCAAGACCCAGAGACUGCAUUUGCAGCCAUUGCGUACGCAGAAGCAUGCGAGGCUAUCAUUUUGGACAAUACAGGGGCAACGUCUCACCCUCACUCCAGACAUUCUCGACGAUGAUGGUAAUACCAGACAACGCUUGUCGCAGUUCAGCUCUUCUC